CCUAUCAUUGCACAACAACUAUUCGAAAGGAGCACGGCUUGUUUCAAAUUCAAAUUAAAUCGAAUCCACGAUGAUUUCUUUGAGAGUAUUGGCAUCUGUAGUGCUUUUAGCAACUAGCUCAUCGGCUUUUCAAUUGUCGAGAGCGAAGGGAUCGGCAUCGAUGACGUUGGCUGCUGCACCAUCACCCUUCAUGAUGCCAGACGAGCCCGAAAAGGAGCCCGCGAAGAAACCACCUCCGCCUCGUAGACAGCCUCCGUUGCCCACAGUUACCGGAGAGUCGGGUCAAUUGGAUGUCGUUUCCCGGCUCCUCAAAGACCGUAUUUUGUUGUUGGGGACAGAUGUGAACGAUGAAAUGGCCAAUGUACUUGUCGCUCAGCUUCUAUACCUGGCGAAUGAAGAUCCCGACAAGGAUAUUACGGUGUACAUCAACUCGCCCGGAGGAUCAGUCAGUGCAGGACUAGCCAUUUAUGAUACCAUGCAAUUCAUACCGUGCGAUGUCCAAACUGUUUGCUUCGGCAUGGCUGCCAGUAUGGGAGCAUUUCUACUUGGCGCUGGAACGAAAGGCAAGCGCAAGUCCUUGCCCAAUGCCCGUAUUAUGAUCCACCAACCUCUUGGAGGAGCACAGGGUCAGGCUGCAGAUAUCGAAAUUCAGUAAGUUUAUCCCCUCGAUGCAUUGGCUCGAUUUAUCGCAUUUAUUUUUGAAUUGGAGUAGCGUCAGACGAAAUUUCACAAAAACGUUCGCUUACCCAUCAAUACCCUAUUUCCCCCGCCAAACAUCAAUUUUAUCUGAUACAGGGCCAAAGAAAUUUUGUUCACCAAAGCUUCUCUCAACAAAUUCAUGGCCGACUAUUGCGACCAACCCGUAGAAAAGAUUGCCGAAGAUACCGAUCGCGAUUUCUUCAUGACCCCUUACGAGGCCUUGGACUAUGGUUUGAUCGACGAAGUUAUCCAAACAAAAACUAGCCAUAUCCCUCUCCCUGCGAUGCCUAGUCUAAGAAGCUAAGACUAUAGAUCUUGAUUGUAUCUUUAUUAUGAUUUGCAAACUAGUUUAGGUCUAGGGAAAUGGUUC
Molecule: messenger RNA, 1069 nt
Organism: Pseudo-nitzschia multistriata
Lineage: Eukaryota; Bacillariophyta; Bacillariophyceae; Bacillariales; Bacillariaceae
Source: the annotation of a GenBank genome assembly